UCUUCUAAUUUUUUUUUUUUUUUUCGGAAGAUGAAGUACUCUUAAGGAGAGAGAGUUGUUUUCGGAAAAGAGAUUGUUAUGCUGAAAGUGAUCAAGAUUUGGACUUCCCCAAAGAUUUGCUGUUUGUUGGACAGUGUGGGAGGAGAGAAAGUAACACGGUGCAAUCAACUACCAGAAGGGUCAAAGUCAGUAGAGAGGAAUCUGGGAAAUAACAAGUUGGUAAUACGUUUUCCAGCAUCUUUCAUGAAUACGUGGGUCUUUUUAGGUCUUUACAUUUUUACUUUUUGGCUUGAACCUGAAUUGAAGCACUGAUUAGACAUUAGGCAGCAAAUGCUGUGAGCAUACGGUGAGCACUCAACCGGACAUUCAAAGCACCCGGGGUGAAUGUUUAAAAAGUCAACAGAUCUGUUGGCGUUCACCCAUCCAAAGGUAGAUAUAUUGAUAUAAUCAAGAUUAUUUUAAUAAUUUCCAGUGACCUUUAAGAGAUUUGGCAACAUGGCUUCCCCUCCACACCAGCAGUUGCUGCAUCACCACAGCACGGAGGUAAGCUGUGACUCCAGUGGAGACAGCAACAGUGUCCGGGUAAAAAUCAACCCCAAGCAGCAUUUGGGCUGUUCUUCCAACCCUCACCCCAAACACUGCAAGUAUAGCAUCUCCUCCAGUUGUAGUAGCUCAGGUGAAUCUGGAGGGCUUCCUAGGAGAACCGGAGGUGGAAGCCGAGGCCUCCGCAGGAAAAAGAAACUGCCACAGCUUUUUGAGAGAGCUUCUAGUAGAUGGUGGAACCCCAAAUUUGACUCAACCAACCUAGAGGAGGCUUGUAUGGAAAGGUGCUUUCCCCAGACCCAGCGCAGGUUUCGCUAUGCUCUCUUCUACAUCGGUGUGGCCUGUCUUCUCUGGGGCAUCUAUUUUGGUAUCCACAUGCGAUCUAAAUUGAUUGUCUUUGUGGUACCCACUCUGUGCUUCCUUUUAGUGUGUGUGUGUUUUUUCCUAUUUACCUUCACCAAGCAUUAUGCUCGGCACUAUGUGUGGACCUCACUGAUCCUGAUUCUCCUGGUUUUUACUCUGACUCUAGCUUCACAGUUUCAGGUUUUGACACCUCUCUCAGGAAGGGAUGACAGCUCUAAUCAUACUCCUCUUGCUCUAUCCACAGACACUUGCUUAUCUCAAGUAGGCAGUUUUUCAAUGUGCAUUGAAGUGCUCUUGUUACUCUAUGCUGUUAUGCACUUACCUCUGUAUUUAAGCUUGUUUUUGGGAGUAGCCUAUUCUAUUCUUUUUGAGCUCUUUGGGUAUCAUUUCCGAGAUGAAUGCUGUUUCCCAUCAUCUGGAAUGAGACAUAUGCACUGGGAGUUGUUAAGCAAAGCUUUGCUCCACAUAUGUAUUCAUGCUAUUGGGAUCCACUUAUUUAUCAUGUCUGAAGUUAGAUCGAGGAGCACAUUCCUUAAAGUGGGACAAUCAAUUAUGCACGGGAAAGACUUGGAGGUAGAGAAAGCCCUGAAAGAGCGAAUGAUUCACUCUGUGAUGCCAAGAAUCAUAGCUGAUGACUUAAUGAAGCAGGGGGAUGAUGAAAGUGAGAAUUCAGUCAAACGGCACUCGACCUCAAGCCCCAAGAAUAGGAAGAAAAAGUCUUCCAUACAGAAAACUCCUAUAAUAUUUCGUCCUUUUAAGAUGCAGCAAAUUGAACAAGUAAGCAUUUUGUUUGCAGAUAUUGUUGGUUUCACAAAAAUGAGUGCCAACAAGUCUGCCCAUGCCCUGGUGGGUCUUUUGAAUGAUUUAUUUGGUCGUUUUGACCGUUUAUGUGAAGAUACAAAAUGUGAGAAAAUAAGUACUCUGGGUGACUGCUAUUACUGUGUAGCGGGAUGUCCAGAACCCAGAGCAGAUCAUGCCUAUUGCUGCAUCGAAAUGGGUUUGGGCAUGAUUAAAGCCAUCGAACAGUUCUGCCAGGAGAAGAAAGAAAUGGUGAACAUGCGAGUUGGGGUUCACACUGGGACAGUUUUAUGUGGCAUUCUGGGCAUGAGGAGGUUUAAAUUUGACGUGUGGUCAAAUGAUGUGAACUUAGCCAAUCUUAUGGAACAGCUGGGUGUGGCUGGCAAGGUUCAUAUUUCGGAGGCUACAGCAAAAUAUUUAGAUGAUCGUUAUGAAAUGGAGGAUGGGAAAGUUAUUGAACGAGUUGGCCAGAGCGUUGUUGCUGACCAGUUGAAAGGUUUGAAGACAUACCUGAUAUCGGGUCAAAGAGUCCUGAAAGAAUCCUAUUGCAGCUGUUCAGAGGUGUUACUUUCUGGCUUUGAGGCAGGGGAUCGCUCAAGUUUGUCUUCAGGUCCUAAAUUACAAGGAGCAUCAUCACCAGAGAGCGUCAGCGACUUGGCAAAGAGUUUUAAAACUUUUGAUAAAAAUAAGACAUGUCCUUCAUGUGGUGUUACAUUUGCUCCCAACUGUGAAGCCAGUCCUGAAGAAGGAACAAUUCAAAAUGGCUGCCAAGAUGAGCAUAAAAAUAAUGCCAAGCAGGCUUCUGGAGGACAUAGUCCAAAGACCCAAAAUGGCCUUUUGAAUCCUCCUCAGGAAGAGAAGCUGACCAAUAGCCAGACAUCUUUGUAUGAGAUGUUACAAGAGAAAGGAAGAUGGGCAGGAGUGAGCUUGGAUCAAUCUGCUCUCCUUCCAUUGAGAUUCAAGAAUAUUCGAGAGAAGACAGAUGCUCAUUUUGUUGAUGUUAUUAAAGAAGACAGCCUGAUGAAAGACUACUUCUUUAAACCACCUAUUAAUAGAUUGAGUUUGAAUUUCUUGGAUCGGGAUCUAGAGAUGGCCUACAGGACCAGCUAUCAGGAAGAGGUUAUAAAAAACUCUCCUGUGAAGACAUAUGCCAGUGCUACCUUCAGUUCUCUCCUGGAUGUAUUCUUGUCAACAACAGUUUUCCUCAUUCUGUCCAUCACUUGCUUCCUAAAACAUGGAAUGGCUUCUGUCCCACCCCCACCAACUGCAGUUGUGAUUUUCAUCAUUGCUAUUCUACUGGAAGUAUUCUCCCUCAUCAUCUCUAUUAGAAUGGCAUUUUUCCUUGAGGAAGUAAUGACUUGUACUAAGCACCUGCUGGAGGUGAUAGCUGGUUGGCUACCUCGGCAUUUCAUUGGCGCAAUCCUGGUCUCACUUCCGGCCCUUGCAGUUUAUUCACAUUUUACCUCUGAAUUUGAAACAAACAUACAUUAUACCAUGUUUAUGUGCUCUGCAAUUCUGAUCACCAUUGUGCAAUACUGUAAUUUUUGCCAGCUAAGUUUCUGGAUGAGAUCAUCAUUAGCAACAAUUGUGGGAGUUGUGCUUGUCAUUUUACUCUAUGUCUCUUUGUGUCCAGACAGUUCCAUAGAAACAUCCCACUUAGAUGCAGUACAGAAUUUCAGUUCCAGGAAGAAUCCAUGCAACACUUCAAUGCCAAAUUUUAGCAAAAAACCAGCAGACCUAAUUGGCCAGGAGGUGACACUCGUUUGCUUUCUCCUGCUUUUACUGGUCUGGUUCUUGAAUCGAGAGUUUGAAGUCAGUUACAGGCUUCACUAUCAUGGAAAUGUGGAAGCUGAUCUUCACCGUACCAAAAUCCAGAGUAUGAGAGAUCAGGCUGACUGGCUGCUAAGAAACAUUAUUCCUUAUCAUGUGGCAGAACAACUGAAGGUUUCCCAAAGCUACUCUAAAAACCAUGAUAGUGGAGGGGUAAUCUUUGCCAGCAUUGUAAACUUCAGUGAAUUUUAUGAAGAGAACUACGAAGGAGGUAAGGAGUGUUAUCGAGUCCUAAAUGAACUGAUUGGAGACUUUGAUGAAUUGCUAAGCAAACCAGAUUAUAACAACAUUGAGAAGAUUAAAACCAUCGGGGCCACAUACAUGGCAGCCUCUGGACUGAAUACCUCCCAAUGUCAAGACAGCAAUCAUCCACAUGAACAUUUGCGAACCCUUUUUGAAUUUGCCAAAGAAAUGAUGCAAGUUGUGGACGACUUCAACAAUAAUAUGCUCUGGUUCAACUUUAAACUUAGAAUUGGCUUUAACCAUGGACCCCUCACUGCAGGGGUUAUUGGCACUACAAAGUUACUGUAUGAUAUUUGGGGAGAUACAGUGAAUAUUGCCAGCAGGAUGGAUACUACUGGAGUGGAGUGCCGCAUACAGGUGAGUGAAGAGAGCUACCAUAUCUUGAACAAGAUGGGAUAUGAAUUUGACUACAGGGGAACAGUAAAUGUGAAGGGGAAAGGUCAAAUGAAAACCUACCUUUAUCCGAAAUGCAUGGACAGUGGGAUUGUGCCACAUCAUCAAUUAUCUAUAUCACCGGACAUUCGAGUUCAAGUAGAUGGCAGCAUUGGACGGUCUCCAACAGAUGAGAUUGCCAACUUGGUGCCUUCUGUUCACAGUUCUGACAAGACAUCUUAUGGUUCUGAUAGUAAUACACAGGCGAAGGAUGCUCACCUAUCUGCGAAGAAGCCUCGGAAAGACCCAGUAAAAGCAGAAGAAAGGUGUAGAUUUGGCAAAGCCAUAGAAAAAAGUGACUGUGGUGAAAUGGAAAUUGAAGAAGCCAAUGAGCUAACCAAGCUAAAUAUUUCAAAGAGUGUAUGAUGCAGCCACAAAGAGUCAGCUGCAUGAGGUGCUCUAUCCAUAGAAACACAAUAAUAUUUACAAUUUGGCUGUUUUUUUUUUUUUCAAGAGACACAUUUCCAGUGCCUAGAUGUUAUGUUGUCAUUUAAACCCUGACUUCUGUGUGGAUCACAGAAGUUCAGAAUUCAUUUUCAUCCAUCUCUCUUCCAUCACUUCCCCUCCUGGAAAAGCUUCCCACCUCUUUCUGUAAUUAUCUUUCAGCAGUGUGGAAAAUAAGUGCCUUCAGGUAUUUUCCAUGGCCUUGAAGUCUAGGUACAGAGGCCGUUGGCGAAUCAUGGCUUUGGGUAUCAAUUGCAUUUUAAAGCAAAAGCUGUGGUUAAGAUAUCAUUUUUAUUGUUGUUUCUCACAUUUUUGGCUAAUACAACUCUUUGAGAUUUGUUUAUUUCUUUGUGUGUAUAUAUUAUAGUGUUUUACAAUCAUCAUCUGACCUUUCUAUGUAAACACACUCGCAUUUAUGAAAUUGAUAUUAAAGUGCCAAUAAUGUACUGAGAAGGGAUGUUAAAGGAAAGGGAAUAAUGUGUAGUGAGCUGGGAAAGGCAUUGAUUCCACAGUGGCUUGUCCUUUAGAUAAAGCCUGUGAUGUAGCUGUGGUGAUUCCAUCCUGUUUUGCAAAUGCUUUGAAAACACACACAUGCCAUUGUGUGUAUUGGAUGUGUCACUUUCCUUAUAUUCAGUGGUUUUCAGACUUCAUCUGCUUUCAGGGCAGUCUUCAAAGUGCAAAUAGGUAACAAAGCAUCUUCAGUCUGGGCCACCAAGUAUCAGAGAAGCCAUUUUCACUUUAGUGAAUCCCUACUUUUAAGGGAUUUUCAAGUUCAAAGUUAGUGUCUUUGAAGUAUGUGUGUUUAAGAAAAGAACUUAAAAUAAAUGUCUUAGGGUUGCAUUUAUUUAUUUAUUUAUUUUCAAUAAAUGUGAUUAGGUUGGAAAUGGGUUUGGGAGUAGGGGUCUCGAGAGAGGGAAAUAGAUUUUGUUUGCAAAGAAUAUCAUAUAACAAUAAUCAGAUUGUCCGUUAGUAUUUCAGCCACUUAGCUACCAACCACUGUGAGGACGUUGAGCAGUAUUUAUAUCAAAGGAGGUGUGGAUUCCAAGUCAUCAAAUGCAUGUUGAAUCUGAAAAUCCCAGCUUCCCAUUUUAUAUGGACUGAUACUCCUGCCCAGUGCCCUCAGGCUUUGUGUUGUGGUACAUUGUUGCACUCUGGCAUUCUGUGGGCUUUGUACUUGCCCUCUUUACUCACUGCAGGUAUAGAGAUCAAAAUGCUUUCUCUGUCCCAUUUAAGGAUGUAUAUAGAAAGAGCUUUCAUCAUGAGCUAAGAAGCACAGGACCUGGUUACAAAUAUUAGUAUUCCCUUUGUUUAAACAAAUUUGAUUUCUCCUUUUCUUUAUUUCAGACUGGAUGACCUAUAGGGGAAGGGGGAGGGACAAAAUGUGUUCCAUUAAGCUAAUUUUCACCUGUUAUAGAUUGAAAGAGUUCUUACCCUAUACCAUAAGAUGAAAUAAUUUGCAAAAACUGAGUUGAUCAACUUAAGAAAAUAUGGAAAUCUCCUUAUGCAGUCACAUUUAAAUUUUUUUUAUUCCACCUUAAGUUCCUUAAGAACUGAACCCAGAUUAUAGUUUCUCUAAAGCUGCUAAUACUGAAGCAAUACUAAAAUAUAGCUCAUCAAAUAAUUUGAGAAAGCUACUUCUAUAUUUAAGAUUCCAAAUAUGAUUUACUAGCAACAUGUCACUCCAUUUAAAUCCUAUUAUAACUGCCCUUACCAAAUCCUUGGUUCUCAUAAUAUUGUUCUCCACUGAGUGAAAUGUUGAUUAUGAUCAUCUAACUCACAGCUCAGGUUUAAUCAUAAAGAACACAAAGGUGGGUACCCACUAGUACAGUUUUAUAUCCAUAAUGCUUAUUUUAUUGGGCAAUAACAUUAUUAUCAAUAACAGUAAUGUUUUUCUUCAGGUUUUGCCUGUCAAAUUGUUGGUCUUCCACUAUUGAAGGAAGUGUAGUUGUUCAAAUACCUCUUGCCUGUAAAGAAUGUAUUCUUCCAAAAAUGCAGAAUUUAUUUUUAUUUCUCAAGAAAUAAUAAUAAUAAAAGACUAUAAUUUAUUGUUGAAUUGCUGAUCUGCUUUGGUAAGGGGAGCUUCCACGAUCCCUACAUGGAUGGAAUCACAGGUUCAGACCAAUAAUAAUAAUAACUCAGAUUUAUAUAAGAUUUUCCUAGAACCCACCCCUUAUGAUAGGUAGUAUUAGUUUUAUUAUCCCUGUUUUACAGGUGAGGAAACUAAAGGUCAUGAAAAUUAAAUGAUCUGCCCAUGUUUAUUACACAGGAUUUAAGAUAGGAUACAAACCAGUCAUCCACCAUUUCCAGUACAACACACUAUCCAUCAUAUCACACACACACCACAUGCUAAAUGAUGCUUUCCUUGUGGAAAUAUUCUCUUCCUGAGGGCAUUUUUCUUCUCUCAAUAUUAAAGAGUGUGAAUAUUUUAAUCUCCUUUUCUCUUCCAUUCGCUAGGAUCUAGUCUCUGGUUUGCUUAAAUUCUAGCCAUUGUAACUGCUUAAAUUAACUUUGUGUUUGCUGCUCUAUUUUCAAAGAGGUUUCCCUUUUCAUGAAGAAACCAGGUGUAAUGGAAAGAGUGUUGACCAAGAAUAGAGGGAAAAUAGGCCUGCAAUCUCCCUUUGACAUUAGCUGCAUGAACAUGAGUUCUCUGAGUUACUUUCAGUUUAUUUGUCUGUAAAUUGAAGAUAAAUGAUACCAAUAGUACCUAUUUAAUGGGACUGUGAUGAGAAUCAAAUGAGACAAUGUAUAUAAAAGCACCUUGUGAAACUAAAACUAUAUGAAUGUCAGUUAGUAUUAUUUUUACAAACUUUUUUUUUAAAUUAGUAUUCAUGGUUAUAUGAAACUAGGUUCAGUAGUAUUGAAAGGAAGGUUGACCUUAAAGUUUAUAAUGAUGUCUUCCAGAAAAGUUAUCCUGAACCUACUUAAAUAGCCAGUCUGGGCAACUUUUCAUGUCCUUAAUUCACUGUUCUCUUGCACAGAUCUUGAAAACAUAGCUUAUUUACCUCAUUAUGUCCCCCACGGAAUCUGUAUUGGAAAAGCUUUGAGUCUAAUCCUAUAAGCAUUGAGCAAAUGAUUCUUCUAGGUGAGCAUGCUUCCAAAUUUUGAACUGAAAAGCUAGUCGCUGUUCUUUCAUUGACUUGUUCUUUGGUGUGGUUGUUAAUUAUGCCUUAUGAGUCUAAUGUCAGAAGCAACAACUUCUGAAUGUGUGCCAACAAUUACUUAGGAUUGCAUUUCAUUACCGUGUUCUUCCUUAGCCCAAGUCAGAUAAGGAAUAGAAUUAAUAGAAUUAUCAGAAUUUACCUAAUCCAACCAUCUCCUUUUAUAAAGAAGGUGCUUGAGGCACAAGACAGAUGAAAUGACCUGCCAGAGGUCACAUGGUUAGUAAGGGGCAGAGUGGCACCUUGAAGCCCAGGUGUUUUUUCCAUUAUUCUAAGCUGCCUCUUCCAAGUAUUUUAUUGAGUUUUCCAUAAUUUUUCAUAGAAUAGGUACAGUAUUUCUUUCUUUAAAACUUGAUUUUUUUCUCUUAACAUUCGAAAGACAGUUAUAAAAAAAAAUUCUGAAUAAAUCAAACAUUUUAAAGAUUAAACCCAGAACACCUGUGAGUGACUUGAUCGGCUUUAGAAGUUGCGUCUUGAAUUAUAUGCCUCAUCAGAACAUGAAAAUACAAAAGCUAGUAUACUUCACAUUACACAGAUUGUGCAUGAUAUUUACUUUUUCCUAAAAAUACAUCCCUUGUGUGCAUUAUAGAUUUUUGAUUUAAGAAUGUCAAAGCAACAUUGGGUGCUUCCAAAAUUACCCUAUGCCUUGAACCUGUAUUGCAGUCUACAGAAACAAAUUCUCUUUUAACUCUUACACAUGUGUUCUUUUAGAUUCAUUCUUAUCACCUCCAAAUUCAUCUACAGAAGAAACAUAUUCAAAAAUACCCUUAAAUCUAAAUAUUCACCACCUAAGCAUUAAGACAAUAUUCUUGUGCUUUCUAUUCUGUGACUGAAAUAUUAGGCUAAUUUUCCCCUCAGUACUUAAAAAAGUAUUUUGUAAAGAAGAUGUCAGAAGGCUUUUUGUUUUCUUUAAUUUUGCUUUUAAUAAGCAUAUUUGCUUUGGUUGGAAUUGGCCAGGGGAUGUUUUGUUUCUAACUGUAUCUUUAAACUAAUAAUAUUUUAAUGAUCAGGUUACAAAAGAAAAUAAUAGUGGUAGCAUUUCACUCUUAUUCCUAAUCCUUUCCUCCCCAAGCAGUGACAAUGUUUCACAUUUAACUGAUGCUGUAAAGUUCACAACAGGUAGGUCACAUUAGUAUUAUUGUCUUCACUUUAUAGUUUGGAAAACUGAGACUCAAGGAAAGUUCAAUAAGUUCCCCAUAGUCACAUAGCAAGGAAGUAGCAGAGUCAAGAUUUGAACCCAUGUGAUCUAAGAAUAAUUUCAUUCACAUCUAGUCAUACCGUAAAUAAACAAAGAAAGCUUACAACCAAAAAAAGCCAGACAUAGAAGAGUGUCCCCUUCUGAAUGUCUCUGUGUACUUCCCUAGGCCCUUCUCUGGUGAGUCAGCCAACACUGAAACCCCACAGUGUGCAAAAGAGCUUUUCAAGUACUUGUUGAGAGAACUAAUAAGUAGAAAUAAGCUCAUGGGCCCUGGGGGACUUGCUAAUUUGAUUAGAGAGAGAAGGCAUCCAACUGAUCAUUCUUUGAACACUCAGCAUCUAUGAUUUAUUGAUAAUGACAGAAACAACAUCUUCCAUUAGGUUUCCCUAAGAAUCUUUUUGAUUAGACCUUUUAAAGAUUUAUUCAGAGAAUGGUAAUAAGCUUUCUCUCCCACUCCCACUCUGGUUUACAAGUCUGUUAACCAAAAAAGAGACUCUAAAAAACUAUUAGAAAAUCUCAUAGAUGAUCUAGAGAGGCAGCUUUUGAUUUGGGGUAGACCUCAUUCAUUAUUCCUUCCUCACUCACUUGAAGUUUUUUUCCCCCACCAUGUAGAUGCUCCUUUUGGGGAAAAAAAAACAAAAAACUAUUCUUGUAUCCUAAGACUUAACACACUGCCUUAUACAUAGUAGGCACUUAAUAAAUCUUUGUUUAAUUGAAUUGAUCCUACUUAGAAUAUAGAACCAAAGGAUUAGAAAAAGCAAUUGACCAGAGGAAAAAGAUAGUAAUUGAAAAAAAAUAUGCACACAUAUUUAUAUAUAUAUUUGUUGAAGUUUAAGUUCCUCAAAAGACUUACAUCUGUAAAAAUUUUCUUGUGUAAAAUUAUUUGUUCUCAACAUAUUUCAAAAACUUUAUUACUGACUUUGAAUUCCUUUGAAGGAAUAGUAAAUAUGGUCUACUCCAAAUAAUAAUUUUGGGAAAAUUCUAAUUGCUGCUUCUCCAGUAUAAACUAAAUUAAAUGUAAAUCACGACACUAAGUAGGAAUAAUUUAUGUUUUUUUUCUUCUGAUUAAAAUUAAACUUUUGUCCUUUUUAUCUCAAUUAAAUGCUUACAGAGCCACUCAUCAAAUUUAAGAGUUUGAUAGUACUUGCUCUCUAUAUAGUAGGAAAUUAAUCACAGUUUUUCCAGUUGGUAAAUGAUGGAGUCUAGUGAUGUAAAUAUUCUUUAUAUUCAGCACAUUAGAUUUUGUAAGGAGCCUUCUAUUUAACAAAUUGUGGAAAUUUGUAGACUGGAAACUAUACUUUAAGUGCAUUUGCUAUUAAAGGAUCUUGUAGUCUGCUGAAGAAAAUGCAGAGUUCUCUGCAUUAAAGUGAAAAAUUUCUACUUAUUAAUUUUUUUGGUGGUGGCCAAAUAUCUAUUACAUUAUCUAACAGUGACCUUGAGAUCAUUUUUCUUUUCAAAUAUCUAUAAUUGUCUUAAAGGAUUUAUCGUAUGGCAAAAUAGCCAUGGAGUAAGGAUGUUUAAUGGAAUCAGAACCACCUAACUGAGUUGAUGUCAAGGGUAAUAAAAGAGCACAUUUCACAGUUUUACUCAUAAGCCAUAACUUUAUUUAAAACUGAAUCUCUCUUGAAAAGGUGCAAUGUAUAAUUUGUGAACUAGAUGCAUAUUUUUCAUUAGUGAGUCUUUCAGAAAAAAAUGUUCUCUAGGGCAAAGGGCUUUUCUCCUCUCUCUGAGAUGUUGUACUUAAAUUAUAGAGGUCCCUGCUUUGGCUACUGAGGGCAUAUUUUAUGUCCAGUUUUCCAGCAAUGUUUGAGUACCAAUAGUAUGAUUUCAACAUAUUCCACUUCAGCAGUAUGAAUUCCUGAUAUGUAAUGUCAUUUGUUUGUUUUGGAAAUCUGUGAUUAUUACUUUUUUUUUAAAUUCCCUUUGGGAAUAUUUAUAAUAUUUAUAAUUUGUGAAUAUCUAUAAUCAAUUAUGUAGAAAACUUCAAAGAUAAUCAGAACUAAGUAUAGUAAAUGAGAUUCCCAGAAAAUGAUUCAGCAGCAUUCUUUUUUUCAUCCCAUGUCUAUAAUGUCCCUGUCAUUUGAUUGCCAAAGAAAAAUUUGUCAAAAAAGCUAGGAAAGAAAGUAGUAAUUUCUAAAGAGAUAGAUAUGAUGUAUUUAAACAACUCUAAAAAAAAAAAAGUAGUAUAGGAAAAAAUGAAGAGAUAGAGAGCAGUAUUCCAAAAAAAGGAAGUAAGAGAAGUUAUAGUAGGAGCAAAACUAAACUGCCAACCAAUCCCAUACCUUCUUCAAUGUAACUCAACCAUCAUGACUUCAAAUAUAUCCUUCCCAGUCUUGCAGGCAAACCUCUCCAGUUUGUCUAGUACUAAACCUUUUUAACUUUCACAAGAUAUACUCAAUAUUAGAGCAUAGAUCUUGUAUACUUAAUAGAUUCUAACUGUUUCUAUUAUGCCCUUCCACUUGUCUUCUCAGAGUCCUAUCCUAAAUACUGUGAUCAACAAAAUAAAAUUUCACAGACGCACCCCAUUCCUAACUCCUAAGGAAAUAUUCAUACCCAUAGGACAUACAUUACUGACUGGAGUUUCAGCAAGACAUUUGGCAGAGUCCCUCAAGAUAUUCUUAUAGAGAAGAUAGAAAUGUGUGAUCUGGAUAAUGGUGCAAUUAGUUGGAUUUAAAACUGGUUGAAUGACUGGAAACAAAGAGUUCCAGUCUAACUAAAGGACUGUCAACCGAAUUUCAUAUUCUCUUGUAAGGUGUCCCAGGACUUGGUCCUCAGUCUCAUUUUAUUCAACCCUUUAAACAGUGAUUUAUAGGAAAUCAUGAAUAGAAUGGAAUGCUUAUCAAGUCUGUCGAUUAUACAGAGCUGGGAAGAAUAACUAACUUGUUACACGAUUGAUUCAAGAUCUGAAGAAAUCUCAGCAGACUAGAAUGAUAGUCCUAAUCUAAUAAAAUGACAUUUAAUGGAGGUGAGUGUUAAAUUUUGUAUUUAAAUUUAAGACUUUAAUUCCCCAAUUUCAGGAUGGGAGAGAUAUGACUGAACAAAAAGUUAUGUGUAAUUGUUAUUGGGAUUUUAGUGAACUUCAAGCCUAAUAUAACUCAGUGGUAUACAUAAUGAUGGGAUAGGAUGGAGAGGCAGCUAAUGUGUCAUCAGGCUAUGGGAAUUACGUAUAUUCAGAACUAAGUAGUGAUCAUUCCAUGAUCCAUUCCAUACUCGUUAUGUGGAGUAUUGUAUUUGGUUCUACAUACCAAAUGGAUAAGCUAUAAUUUGUCCAGAAGAGGCUACCAGGAUAGAAAGGGGAGCUCAAAACUCAAGAUCCAAUGAUCUAAGGAUAUUUAACCUGGAAAAGUCUUUGGAGACACAGUGAAAUAUGAUGGCUAUCUUCAAAUAUUUGAAGGAUUUUCAUGUGGAAACAAGAGUAAGCUUGUUCUGCUUGGCACAUAAGGAGCAGAGGUAAGAGCACUGGAUAGAAACUGCAUAGACACAUUUUGACUUGUUUCCUAAUAAAUAGAGCCAUCCAGAAAUGGAAAGAGCUACCUCAGGGGAAGGUUUUACAUAUCACUGGAGAUGUUUAAGCAAAGGCUAGAUGACCACUUACUAGAGAAUUUGUAGAGUGAUUUACUAUUAGGUAGGAGUGGGACCAAAAAGUCUGUGGGAUCUUUGCCAGUUCUGAGAUUCUGUGCCUCUAUAUGAAAGACAGAAUGUUCUUUUGACAUCAAGAAACUUUUUAUAUCCUAUAAACAGACAACUCAUAAAAAUACGCCUGUGCAUAGGAUAGCCUUAUAUUUGCAGAGUACUUUUUCCCAAGGAUCUAAAAAUACAUUUUUUCCCCUUCUGCUAAGUUUGUUAAGUAGUUAAGGAACCCACAUCCACUCAAUUAAAUUAGAAAACAAGUUAAAAAAUUAACUAACUUGGUCAGGUUGUCCACUGAGUCAUCAAGCUCUUCCCACUAUAUCAGGCUAUUUGUAUUUGUAGCAUGUAAAUGACUAUUUGCCAAAUAUCUUAUUUCCGGAAUUCCAUUCUUUCCACAGUAAUAAUUGAGAAUCCAAUUCUGGUGGUAGACUGAAAUGUGAUGUAUUUAAAGUUGUGAGAAUAAAAAUGAGGUCAACAAAUGAGAUAAAAUACAAUUUCCACUUGAGGGUUAUGCCUAUGAUUUUACAUUUUUUUUGAAAGACUGAUAUUUGAAUGACAAAUGGACUAUUGAAGUUACUUUUUCCUCUUAGCAGUUUUUUUGGUUCUUUGUUUCUAAAUUAUUGAAAUGCAUGUGGCCUUUUAAAUCUAAUCAAGUGGUGACCAUAUGUUAAUGACAAUAGCAAAAAAAAAAAAAAAAAAAAUGAACAUGUUUGUGCCUUAAGAGGCAGGACUAUUAAGUAAGAUAAUUUCUCAGAUACUUUAAUUCCUUUUUCCUGUAUAGAAAACAAUGAAUGCUUUACAAUCUUUUUUUAUUUUCUUAUUUGUAAAAUACUUUUUGAAACUUUUUUGUUUAUCAAAUCAUAGCAAAUUCAAACCAUGAAAGAGAAACUAACAAAUUAGAGGAAAUUAGUUCAGAUUUAUGAGCACUCCUGAUAGUUUUCUUUAGUUCUAAACUUAGGGGCUUCUUCUUUUCAUAUACAUAUGCCCUAUUUCACCAGUAUCCAUAGCAAUACUACAUAUAGCAUCAUUGCAAACUUACUAUGUAUUUUAAGGGCCCUAAUAGUGCCAACUUGUACAUUCAGACAACUGCACUAUCACAUUUGUUGAAAGUGAUCUCUUCCUUAUUUGCUUCUAAGUGAAGUAUAGGAAAGUAAUCAUAUAACACUAACCAAGAGUUGCUAACCCCCUGCAGUCUGUUGUGUUUGCUCAGUGGGCACCAUAACCUGUUGUACUUUGCCCAACCUACACACCAGAUCCCUAUAUCAUUUACAAACUUCUAGAAACUCAAAUUGAAACAAAAACAAAGCUGGAAAGAAUACUACACUGAAGUUCUCCAUAAACCUCAUGUGGUCCUUAGUAGAGAGUAAUUCCCAAGUGUGAUUAGCUAAAACUAACUCUUGGGACUGAAUCGGGCGUAGAAACAAGCCUCUCUACUUAUGUCUCAAUUUGCAGACCAGAAUGGAUUCUCUGGUCUUGUUUAGACCCAAUAUACCACAGAAUGCAUUUUCCCUCUGGAAGAUUGUUAUAAAUUCUUAAAGUUGCCCUGGGGUUUAGGAAGUCCAACCCUUAAAUUUGGCUACUAAACAAGAAACCAUCCAGAGUUUGCAAUUAAGCCUCAGGUGACAGGGGGCUGUUUCCUAGCCAUUUUUUUUUAAAAACAAGCCUAGAUUCCCAAAGCUCUACAAUUCCAAUCAUAUUAAGCCAUCUUACUGUGUAUGAAGAACAGGGUCUCUUAUAAUAUCCUUUUAAAGUUAUAGUAUUCAACUUAAGCAGAAAAACCAGAGCCUUAACUACUUUACACAUCUCUCAAGAUAAGCGCAAUAUCCCUUUAGGAUUUAAUGUUCCCUAAAUGUAUUAAUAAUUCGUUACUAUUCAAAACCUGGUUUCUUUAUGGUUAUGUGCUUCUGGUGUAUAAGGCUGAAUGGCAAUUGAAACUAUAAUUUAUCAAUUCAAAUACACUCCUCAUACCAAAGGUAAUUUUGUGAUUCUUGUUGCAUGUUCCAUAUGAUGUGUAUAGUCAUGACAUGUACAAGAUGAGAUACAUCAUAAAAGCAUCGUUUCAUUGAGAUUUGACUUGAGAAAUCUGAAUGUCUUAAGAACUAUACUGUUUUAUGUUACUCUAAAGUUGUGCACUUAGUCUUAAGUGGGAAUAAGUGUUGAUCUUGUCUAAGCAUUUGUUUGAUUUGAGAUUGACUAUAUGUUGUGGAUUGAAAUUGAUAUCAUAUAUGCCAGAGAUUCUAGCCAUGAAGACAACCAUUGCUGGUCAUGAAAUGCAGGAAGAAAUAGCAAAAAAACAAACAAACAAAAAAAAAAAA
Sarcophilus harrisii (Tasmanian devil) is the source of this 14954-nucleotide messenger RNA. It is a transcript of the gene ADCY9, whose product is annotated as adenylate cyclase 9. The transcript has 10 exons. Gene Ontology annotation, molecular function: adenylate cyclase activity. Gene Ontology annotation, biological process: intracellular signal transduction; adenylate cyclase-activating G protein-coupled receptor signaling pathway; cyclic nucleotide biosynthetic process. The record is from RefSeq and is a predicted model, not a curated record. Bases 496 to 4575 code for a protein of 1359 amino acids. NCBI's taxonomy places the organism in Eukaryota, Metazoa, Chordata, Mammalia, Dasyuromorphia, Dasyuridae.